AUGAAUUCUUGGUCUCUAGGUAGUACAAAUGGUGCUUCUCUUAAUAUUGUCUCUAAUGCAACAUCUGUUUUAUUCCAAUAUCCAUGCACCUCAAAAUCUACCUGCACUUGGUAUGAAUCAAGGCUCCCCGGUGGCUAUUACAAAGUCGAUGUUUGGGGAGCACAAGGUGGAGGGAGCUAUUGCAAUGGACGAUAUUUGGAAGGACAAGGAAAAGGUGGUUAUUCCGUCGGCGUUCUUCAAUUGACAGAAGAGACAAAAGUUUAUGUUUAUAUUGGAGGUCAAGGUGAAAAUGGAUUAAAACCAUCGACACGAGCCGUAAAAGGUGGUUACAAUGGCGAUGGAGAUAGUGCCCAAGAUAACGAUAGUGAUAGAGAUGAUCAAGGAGGUGGUGGAGGAGGUGCAACAGAUGUCAGAGUAAAUGGAAAUCAGUUAGCAAACAGAGUGAUUGUUGCAGGUGGUGGAGGAGGUAAUGGAUUUGACACCUGCAACCAUAAUUAUCUAGGAAGUGGAUAUGGCGGAGGAAUUGAAGGAAGCAGACCAAUGGAAGAUGGACCUAAAUAUGGUACUGCUGCAUCACAAACUGUUGGAUAUUCACCUGGAGUUGGCGAAAAUGGUAAAUUUAACCUGGGAGCUACUUCCGGUGGUGGUGGCGGCGGGUACUAUGGAGGCUACACCAUUGCAGCAUCUUUUUCAGGUGGUGCUGGUGGUGGGUCAGGUUACAUCGAUAAAGUUAUUUCAUUCAAUGGAAUUGAGAAGAAAACAAUUCCAGGAAAUGAAACAAUCCCAACACCCACUGGAACCCCCUCAACUUCCCUAGGUUGGUAUGGAAACGGUGCCGCACGUAUCACAGUUCUUGGAUACUUUCUGACACUAACUGACACAAUUGAAGAUUGUUAUCCCCUUGAUGACACAAUACACCUCUAUUUCAACGUCAACACCCUUGGAUCAGGCGAAAAAUGUACAGUUACUAGAGUUCUCAAUGACCAAACAGAAGUAAUAACACACAAUGAUGAAGGUACUCCAUUCACCAUUGUUGAUGAUAUAACUCCACCUAAAAAAUCAGGUCAUUACACUUUAGAUUACACAGUUUCAUCGAAAAGCGGUGCUGUGACCACCUUGAGUAUUCCUAUUGUUAUCAAUGACAAACCCAGAAUGACUGUCUAUGGAGAGCUCAAGAAGCAAUACACAAACGGCGAAAAAGCCGAGAUUGAUAUUGGAGUUUAUGAUGAUACUUAUGUUGAGAUAAAAUUGAGAGAAGAAGGAAGAGUUUUGAAAACAUUGAAUGUUAGUUGUAACAAACAAACAGUGAGAAAUACAUUCAAAUUCACAAUUGGCCCUUAUGAUGUUGGUUCAUUCCAUAAUAUGGAGAUUAUUGCAGUUGAUCAACUUGGAUUUGAAUCAAAUAAUUAUUCAUUUGGUUUUAUAAUUGUUGCAAAUCGAACUCCUGAAUUACAAGCAGAUAAUAUUUCUUAUGUACAGUUCUAUACAAAUACAAUGAGAAUUUCUGGAUCAGUUCGUGAUAUGGAUAGUGCAUCAACUGUUUCUCUUUAUACUUCGAUUGACGACAAGAAUCUCACGAAACAUAAAGAGAUUGAAAUCAAAUCAGAUUCGUGGAUGCCAUUUAUAUUUGAAAGACAGUUGAUAUCGCUUUCUUUAGGUAUACAUGACUUAAUGGUUUAUUCUGUAGACGACAAAGAAGCAGUUUCAAACAAGAUCAUGUUUCCUUUUGCAGUAAUUGAUCCGAAAAAGUAUUAUGUUGGUACGUGCUUCUAUUAUUGUACUCAUUUCACUCAAUAUGAGUUCUUAUUUACAUGUUUGAUUAUUCAAUCAUAA
Molecule: messenger RNA, 1833 nt
Organism: Trichomonas vaginalis G3
Lineage: Eukaryota; Parabasalia; Trichomonadida; Trichomonadidae
Product: glycine-rich protein family
Exons: 1
Coding region: 1-1833 (610 amino acids)
Source: RefSeq, a predicted model, not a curated record